Molecule: messenger RNA, 3388 nt
Organism: Caenorhabditis angaria
Lineage: Eukaryota; Metazoa; Nematoda; Chromadorea; Rhabditida; Rhabditidae
Source: the annotation of a GenBank genome assembly
AUGACAAGGUUUGCGAAGAAUUGGCUUGUUUUAUUCAAAUUCAAUUUUUCGACGGGCUCACUGAACAACCACAGGUACGGUUUUGGGAUCAGGGACCCUACAGUAACCCGGGGGGAGAUUUGGAGCUACAGUAAUCCGAAGAGGGCUUUAGUUUAGGCUACAGGAACCUAAAGGGGCUUUGAUCGAGGUACAUUAUCUGGGGUUUCGGUGACUACUGUAGUUGUUUAAGCUACAGUAACCUAACGGGGCUUUGAUCGAUGUACAUUAGUUUGAGCUACAGGGUUUUCGGUGACUACUGUAGAUUUUUGAGCUACAGUAACCUAUUGGAUUUGAGCUGUGUAAGCACAGCUAUUGGAUUACAGUACCAGGCUACAGUAACCUAAGGCUUUCGCUUGGAAGUUUCUCUGCGUCUCUCAAUUCCACAUGCUCUCUAAUCGAGCGGAGCGAGUGUAAACCGCAAGCUUCCGCGUCAGCGGCACUGUCUUCCGCUUCAGCGGCUAGUUUCUUUGCGUCUCUAACUCUCUAGCUGUCUAAUUUUUCUGCGUCUCUAGCUCGAGCGAAGCGAGUGUAAACCGUAAGCUUUCGCGCAGCGGCACUAUCUUCCGCUUCAGCGGCCAGUUCCUCUGCGUCUCUAACCCUCUAGCUCUCUGGUUUCUCUGCGUCUCUCAAUUUUUUUCUUGCAGAAAAGAGCAAAAUGGCAGACAAAUCGGCAUUUGUGCCAGUCGACGCAAUCGGAAAUCACAAAAAUACGGAUCUCGAUGUCGACAUCGACGAUGAACUCUUCGGCAAAAAGCCGCCAGCAAAAUCGGCUUCAGCUUCCGCUCCACCACCACCACCACCUGCACCAAAAGCUGCACCAGCUCCACCACCACCGGCCGCCGCAGCUCCGCAGAAAUUCCAAUACAAAAAAUCGACAACGUACUCGAAAUCGUAUGCGAAGUGAGAAGGAGAAGCUGAAGCUGCACACUUGAUAAAUUUUCAUCUUUCUUGUUUUUUUUUGGAGCUUGGGAUUUUGCUGGCGCUUUUCCAGUAGCUCAGAUGUUUGCUGACGCAUUUCUAGAAGCUAGGAAAUCUGCUGACGCUUUUCUAGGAGCUUGGGAAUUUGCUGACGCAUUUCUAGAAGCUUGGGAUUUUGCUGACGCUUUCCUAGGAGCUUGGAAAUUUGCUGACGCUUUUCCAGGAGCUUGGGAAAUUGCUGACGCUUUUCCAGUAGCUCAGAUGUUUGCUGACGCUUUUCUAGAAUCUUGGGAUUUUGCUGACGCUUUUCUAGAUUACCUAGACUACUGUAGUUGCUCUAAUCUAUUUAUUUAGAGAUUACUGUAGAUCCUCUGAAGUACUGUAGCCAUGGAUUAGGAGCAAAUAAAGCUUCUUGAGAGCCUAGGCUAAGGAUUACUGUAGAUUUGGACAAUUCAGCUGGAUUACUGUAGUUCUAACAUGACUCUGGAUCUACUAGGUACUGUAUCAAAAGGGUUACUGUAGAUUUAGAGGGUUUAAAAAUACGGUAGCUCCCCUGGAUUACUGUAAAUCUUAGAACUACUGUAGCCAGAUAGAAAAAAAAUCUGCGAUAAAAAUUUCCAAACGUGACCUAGUCAAAAAUGAAAAAAAAAAUGAGAGCAUCUCAAUUUUUUGCCAGGCUCAUUUUUAUUUCAAUGAAGCUGAAACUAUCCAAAUUUUACCGUAUUCUCUUCAUAUUUUUUAUUUUCCUAAUCAAAUCCACAAAUUGCCUGGAAAAUCCAAAAUGUGAACAACGCGAAAGCGUAUACUAAACACAGGAUUCCAAACACGCUCAUCAUUUUUGUCAAUUAUUUUUCGAAUUCAACUGAUAGUGCAAAUGUGAGUUCGAAAAGGCGCGGCGCGGUCUGCGUUGCGUGUUCAUUUCGAUAAUACAAAAAAUUCUAGAAUGCAAAAAUUCGCUAUGUUCUGAAACAAGUCGCCUGUUCGAUUCCCAAAAAUUUCAUGAUCGAGUAUGGAACAAUUGCAAAAAAUGUGUUCUCAAAGCAUUCGGAUAUUUCGGAAGUUGUUGAGUGGCUCGAAAAACCAGUUGGUGAGUUAGUUUCUGGGUCGUUGAACGCGCUGCGUGAGAGCGUUGCGGUUGAAAUAAAAAUAAAUCAGAAGAACGGCAAAUAAACCAAGUGAUUCUGAUUUGAGAGAGUAGAUCAAAAAAUUUUGAUUUUGUUUUCCAACCGCAACGCUCUCACGCAGCGCGUUAAAUGACCCACAAACAUUAGGAUUCACAAACGAAAGAAAUUUUAAAAUUUUUUUGAACAUUGAAAGAUAAAUUCACGAAAAGUCAAGGUCAAAAUUAGUUUUUCGAGUUUUUCAGCCAAAAAUGAUGACAAAUCGAUAUUUUUCAAGCUUCUUGAGUAAUUUCUGAUAAAAAUAAGCUUAUAAACUUUUUUCGAAAUUCAUCAAAAUUCAAAAUUUUUUUAUUUUACGAAAAAUCAGCAAAACCUUCUGGAAAGUGAAUUUCAAGGUCAAUUUUAAUCAGAAAUUACUCCAGAACCUUAAAAAAUAUUGAUUUGUCAUCAUUUUUGGCUGAAAAACUUGAAAAACUAAUUUUGACCUACAAUGUUUUUUCGACAUUUUUUGACUUUUCGUGAAUUGAUCUUUCGAUGUUAAAAAAACAUUUUUUUCGUUCGUGAAUCAGCCCUAGAACAUGAAAUUCGAAAAAAAAUUGAUAAUCCGAUUUUCUUCCAGAAGUUCAAACAUGCCAAACAAUAUUCUCCUCACUAUUAGAUGCUCUUAACUCGUAUCAAACUCGCUACGAACGUGUUGAGAUCAUUUUCCACGUUCCAUCGAUUCUUCCUCCUACUGAAAAAUGCGACUACAUCGAGGAAUUUCAAAAAUUACCAAUUCUCAUUCAUUUCAAUAUGAUAAGAUUUGACAAUAUUCAAAGAUUCGGGACAAAAAUCAUGAAUUUUCCUGGGGUAAAUUCAAUUGAUACAAAAAAUCCGGAAGCUAGUUUGGAGCUCAGGGAAAAAUCGAUGAAUUUGUGAGUUAAAAAAAAACAAAUCUAAAAUUAAAAUAUUAUCAUAUUUUUUUCAGUGUCAAUGAAAUUCUUGAAAUUCCUCCUGAAAUCAUGGAAGAGCAAUGUGCAAGCCCUGAUUUUUUAUUAUAUUCCAUUAUUUCGGCUAUAAUUGCGAUGGUUUUGACAUUUCUAGUCACAUUUUCCUACCACGCCGUGCUGAAACUUGGAUACUUGAAGAAAAAUAAAAAAAACUUGAUGAAAAUCGAGAAAACAAUCGUAAUUCCCGACAAAACUAUCAUUUCCACUGACACUAAAGAUCAGAAAUUUCAUGAUGAUGAUUUGGGAGAGAUCAGUGCGGCAUCUAGAAAAACUGUGGGAAAAAAAGAGCCGAAGGAUUUUGAUGAAUCUUAUAAACAUUGA